This is a messenger RNA of Paramecium sonneborni, 249 nucleotides long. Lineage: Eukaryota; Ciliophora; Oligohymenophorea; Peniculida; Parameciidae. The record is from the annotation of a GenBank genome assembly.
AUGCUAAAUUAAAUAGUAAAUUAAAAGAGUUGGGUUGGGACAAAAUUUGCUGCUUAUACACACAGGACUCCUCCAAUAGUUUUUAAAUUAUAUAUAAUCAUUCCAGACAUAAAAAGGUAGUACAUCGUGAUUUUAUUCAAGCUUUUGGUACCAAUAUUUAGAAAGGAAUUGGAAGAGUUUGUGAUAGCAUUUUACUCUCAACUAAAAUUUUUGAAAUAGAUAGUAUAUUUUAAAACAUAUAGAUUUUGA